CACUCAGUUGUCAAAUUAAAUGUCAGUGGGUUUGUCGGGCAACUAUUCGUGUUACAUCAUUUAAGAAAAACAACUUUCCACAAAAAUAAUAUAGUUUUUUGUUUAAUUUGUUUUGUAAAAACACCAAAAACGCAUUGUAGAACAUUAAAUGCUGUUGCCCUUUUCAACACGCUUUGGAAACAGCAACAGCAGUGAGUAUUUAAAGACAAUAAAUCGUGUAGAAAAAUGACCGAAGAAUCUAAUAAUCAGUUUUAAUAGUAAUUUAAGAAUUGCAUCCAUAUUCACAUUAUAUUCCAACAAAUCAGAGUACCCCAAAAUAAGCUAGUGCACGGAAUAAAUUCUCAACCUAUUUUUGUUUUUAAUUUUUGAGACUAUCAUAAAGAAAACAAAAGUAGAAGAAAAAAAGAUAAAGAUAACUGCUCUUUCAUAAUUAAAACAACAAAACGUUUAUUUUCGUAAAUAAUGGCGGCCUAUUUGAAUCGUACGUUUUCAAUGGUCACUGGUAAUGGCGGCGACGCCGGCAACUCUUCCAAUAAUACGCCCCAAACAAACACAAACCACCACCACAACAAAUCCAUGAAUUACGAUCCGACGGCAAUGAUGUCCGAAAAUCGAACAAUGCAUAUCAAUGCCGAUAAAUCCCCAUUGCAGGUAUUCGUCAGAGCCAAAAAGAAGAUCAAUGAUAUCUAUGUGGAGAUUGAGGAAUAUGUUGCAGAGACCACAACAUUUAUUAAUGCUUUACAUGCCGAAGCAGAAAUUGUCGACAAAGCAGAACGUGAAUUAUUCGAAAGUUAUGUCCUGAAAGUGGCCGGCAUUCGUGAAGUUUUGGCUCGUGAUCACAUGAAAGUGGCCUUUUUCGGCCGUACAUCGAAUGGAAAAAGUUCAGUGAUCAAUGCCAUGUUGAGAGAGAAAAUUUUGCCCAGCGGCAUUGGUCAUACGACAAAUUGUUUUUGUCAAGUGGAGGGCAGUGAUAGUUCAGAGGCGUAUUUAAUGAAAGAGGGUUCCGAAGAGAAACUCAAUGUUGUGAACAUCAAACAAUUGGCCAAUGCAUUGUGCCAAGAAAAGCUAAGUGAAAGUUCCUUGGUACGCAUUUUUUGGCCACGCGAACGUUGCAAUCUGCUGCGUGAUGAUGUGGUCUUUGUUGAUUCUCCUGGUGUUGAUGUCUCAGCCAAUUUAGAUGAUUGGAUUGAUAAUCAUUGUCUGAACGCCGAUGUCUUUGUUUUGGUCUUGAAUGCCGAAUCCACCAUGACCCGGGCCGAAAAACAAUUCUUUCACACAGUUUCACAGAAAUUGUCGAAACCUAAUAUCUUUAUUCUAAACAAUCGUUGGGAUGCAUCAGCCAAUGAACCCGAAAGUCAGGAAUCGGAGCUCGACAAGGUAAGAUCCCAACACACAGAAAGAUGUAUCGAUUUCCUAACAAAAGAGCUGAAAGUUACCAAUGAAAAGGAGGCAGCCGAACGUGUUUUCUUUGUAUCAGCUCGUGAAGCUUUACAGGCCCGCAUCGAAGAGGCCAAGGGCAAUUCCCCCAGCCAAGGCGCCAUUGCCGAAGGUUUUCAUGCACGCUAUUUCGAAUUCCAAGAUUUUGAACGUAAAUUCGAAGAAUGUAUUUCAAAGAGUGCCGUUCAAACGAAAUUCGAAAAACACAGUUCACGUGGCAAAACAUUAUCGGGUGAUAUGCGUUCGAUGCUGGACAACAUCUAUGAGCGCAUCACAAUAUUCCGUAAUCUAAAAUUGGAUCAGAAGACAUUGCUAAGUGAACGUAUCCAAGGCACAGAAACUGAAAUGAUGAAUGUUACACGUGAAAUGAAGUUGAAAAUUCACAAUAUGGUGGAGGAAGUUGAACAGAAGGUGUCCAAGGCACUUAACGAAGAAAUCUGGCGUUUGGGCGUAUUAAUCGAUGAAUUCAAUAUGCCCUUCCAUCCCGAACCAUUGGUCUUGAAUAUUUACAAAAAGGAAUUAAACAGUCAUGUAGAAGCUGGUUUGGGUUCGAAUUUGAGGGCACGCCUCUCGAUGGCAUUGGCCACAAAUGUUGAGGCGGCACAACGGGAGAUGACAGAUCGCAUGCAUGCCCUGGUGCCGAAUGAGAAUCUAUUGCCCCAAGCACAGAAAAUCGUUGCACGUUCACAGCCAUUUGAAAUGCUCUACUCGUUGAAUUGUCAGAAUUUGUGUGCAGAUUUCCAGGAAGAUUUAGAAUUCAAGUUCUCAUGGGGUAUUACAGCGAUGAUACAACGUUUCACUGGCAAAGUGAGAGAGCGUAACAGCAAGAAACAACCAGCCAUACUCAAUCGUCAAGGCAGUAUUGUGAAUCCCGUUUCGCCCCUUACACCAGUAAAUGAUACACCAUUGUGUCUUAUACCCACACCGGUGGGCGGCAUUAGUCAAGAACAAUUGUCACUGAUAUCACGUUUUGCAUUAACCUCAAUUGGAUCCCAAGGCACUGUGGGUGGCCUCAUUGUGGCGGGCAUUAUGCUGAAAACCAUUGGCUGGCGUGUCUUGGUAGGUGUUGGCGCCCUAUAUGGCUGCAUCUAUUUGUAUGAACGUUUAUCCUGGACAAAUUCAGCCAAGGAACGUGCUUUCAAAUCCCAGUAUGUGCGUCAUGCCACCAAGAAAUUGAAAAUGAUUGUUGACCUAACAUCGGCCAACUGCAGUCAUCAAGUGCAACAAGAAUUGUCAAGUACAUUUGCCCGUUUGUGCCGCACCGUUGAUACUGCCACCACCGACAUGAAUGAAGAACUUAAGACCCUUGAAGCCCAACUCAGCGUCUUGGAAGCUAAUCAAAAACAAUUGAAACUCUUACGCAAUAAAGCAAAUUACAUUCAAAAUGAAUUGGAAAUAUUCGAAACAAAUUACAUAGCACCCAACUAGCAGCCAGUUGCAACACAUGUGAUGUCGUCACUUGCUUAACCAAUCUGAUCUUAAGAAGUUUAUGAUUUAAGUAAUUCAUUCAAUGAAAAUAAUUCAUUCAUUAAGAUUUUGUAAAUUAAAAUAAGAAUUGUGUAUGGCUGUAAAGGCGUUGGUGGGAGGAAAAGAAACAAGUCAUUGCAUGAAGGAAAUGAGAUUAAAAAAGAGGGAAGAGCAAAAAGGAUUAAUGAUAUUGUUGCACAUUUAUCUCAUUAUGGCAUGGAUUUCUCCUUAGAAUUACGACUCUGACAAAACACAACAAAAAAAAAAAAAAAACACAUCUUUACAAAUUUCUCCGCGCAGUUAAAGAUUGUCUUUUUUAUUUUCUCUUUUUUUCCUACAAAAGAAAAACAAUUUAUUUUUUGGAUCGAUUAUUAUGUGCUCAUAUUUAUAUUAUUGUAUUAUUAUUUCAAAUCCCAUCUGAAGACCACCCCCCUACAUUUUGGUUUCUCUUUAACUGAGUUUCAUAUAUUUACACCAUGCAAACAAAACCAACUUUGGUCCGUGUCCAAAGAACGAUGUUGAUAACAAUAAUAAUUUCUAAUAUUUUUACAAAUGUAUGUAGCUUAAUAUCUGAUUGUGUGUAAAAGGAAUUUCGUUUAACAGAAACUUGUUUUGCUUUAUUUUUUUUUUCUUAUUUACAAUUAUAUUUGAGUAAAAUGUUUGUUGAUCUUAUUUAAAUAAAGAAAAAAUAUGUUGUAACAAUAAAAGAAAUAACAUAACAUUAAAUUGGAAA
Molecule: messenger RNA, 3637 nt
Organism: Musca domestica (house fly)
Lineage: Eukaryota; Metazoa; Arthropoda; Insecta; Diptera; Muscidae
Gene: Marf
Product: transmembrane GTPase Marf
Exons: 12
Coding region: 463-2865 (800 amino acids)
Biological process (GO): mitochondrion localization; mitochondrial fusion
Cellular component (GO): mitochondrial outer membrane
Molecular function (GO): GTP binding; GTPase activity
Source: RefSeq, a predicted model, not a curated record